AUGGAACUAGUCGGUGAAUCUCGACUAUAUGAUGAUCUAUCCAUAUUUAUCCCUCAAGAUGCUAUAUUUGAAAUUCUGGAGAUAAUCAAAAAGGAAAUGAAUAUUGCCUCAGAUAAAAAUGAUAAAAAAUGGGAAAAUGUAUUAAACGAUAAAAUGUGGGAUAAAAAGGAUGAAGUAGCAACCAAAAAACAAAAAUUAAUAAAAAAGGUAAAAAGAAGGAGAUAA
This is a messenger RNA of Meloidogyne enterolobii, 225 nucleotides long. Lineage: Eukaryota; Metazoa; Nematoda; Chromadorea; Rhabditida; Meloidogynidae. The record is from the annotation of a GenBank genome assembly.